This is a messenger RNA of Notodromas monacha, 2157 nucleotides long. NCBI's taxonomy places the organism in Eukaryota, Metazoa, Arthropoda, Ostracoda, Podocopida, Cyprididae. The record is from the annotation of a GenBank genome assembly.
AUGUCGGUGCACAGUGACGAUGCCGGGUCGACAGACACACUGUCGAUCGCCGGCUCAAGUUCGUUUUGGGAACCUGGCAAUUUCAAGUGGACGACGAAGCGAAUUGAAGAUGGCAACAAACUAUGUUCGGACUAUGUUACCCUGCUUCAGGAACGAGCUGAACUGGAAAAGAACUACGCCAAAAGUUUGCGCAGUUGGAGUAAGAAGUGGGAGGACCACUUCGACCGUGUCAUUUUAUUCAAUUUGUUCAUUUUGGCUCUAUGGUUGAUGUACGAGUAUAGUGAAGUAUUUCAGUCGAUGAUGCAAUUGAAGGAGAAAAAGGAGAUGGACGAUCGUUUCCGGAAAGAACAGAAACCUUGGGAGAAGCUGUACAACAAAGUGAACAAAGCUCGUUCAGAUUACCACAAUGCUCGCAAAAAUGAGCGAACUGCGCUAAAUAACCAACUGAAUGCGAGCAGAGCUGACCCAACGACUCCCGACGCUCCAACUGCGAAGAAGGCAGCAGAGCGCGUGGAAAAGGCCAAAGAGCUGGUGGCGAAAACUCGGGUCAUUUAUGAGGCUUCCCUCAAGGAAAUCACCGAGUACAACCCGUACUACAAAGAAAGCAUGAGGAAAGUGUUCGAGGCUUGUCAGGAGGUCGAGGCUGUACGGCUUCGGUUCCUGAAGGAAAUCCUCUACGACGUUCACAACUGCCUCAACAUAUCCUCUUACACAGAGCUUCCCGAGAUUUACAACGAGCUCUUUGCGACCAUUGAUUGCGCGGAUCGUGAGAAGGAUCUGCGUUGGUGGUCGCAAAACCGCGGGGUCAACAUGAACAUGAAGUGGCCGGAAUUCGAGGAAUAUACUGAAGAAUUCCGGGACAUUUCCAAGAAGCACAAGAACGCGGGAGUUGCAGAAUCCCCGAUCACGUUGAUCAAUCAACGGUCUUUUGGCGACGAAAUUCCCGACGUUGACAAUGUCUCCAAAUCCUCGAAAAAGAAAGCGUCAAAAACGUCAGCACCGUCAUCCGGAUCAUCCAACAAAAACGACGGACGUGGAACAAAUGGAAAAUUUUCGAAUCCGCUUCUGAACUCGAACCAGAAACAAGCUAAAAAUGCUGCCAAUAAGAGACCGAGUGGCAUCAAAGUGAGCCCAGUUUUCGAGGAUGAAGAGUGGGAAGAACCUGGUGACGAGGAUGGUGUGAGCGACAACGGCGAAGACGGCGUCCCAGUAAAAGCGCUUUACGACUACGACGGGGUCGAGAAGGACGAACUUACUUUCAAAACCGGGCAAGUUUUCGAGAAAUUAGAGGACGAAGAUGAACAGGGUUGGUGCAAAGGGAGACUGGAUGGUCGAGUGGGGCUCUAUCCAGCAAACUAUGUUCCUACCAGGAUCCCCCACCCUCAGAUCUUUAGCGGGAUCUUGGACAUGGAUCCGCUUUUUCAUUCUGGGUGGGUCAGGAUUAUAAUUGAUUUCGGACCGAGUGGCAUCAAAGUGAGCCCAGUUUUCGAGGAUGAAGAGUGGGAAGAACCUGGUGACGAGGAUGGUGUGAGCGACAACGGCGAAGACGGCGUCCCAGUAAAAGCGCUUUACGACUACGACGGGGUCGAGAAGGACGAACUUACUUUCAAAACCGGGCAAGUUUUCGAGAAAUUAGAGGACGAAGAUGAACAGGGUUGGUGCAAAGGGAGACUGGAUGGUCGAGUGGGGCUCUAUCCAGCAAACUAUGUGGAAGUGCUAUGAACCCGUUCAGCUCAAGUCACUUAUCACCCAUCAACGCCUUGCAUUCCAUUGCACAUCUUAUACCCAUGUUUUUUUUUUUUUCGAGGACAUUUUAUUCAGUUCCUGGCUGUAUUCUAUUCUUUCUCUUAUUUCUUCGCGGUUGCGUCCUUAUUAUUUAUUUUACUAUUACGUUCGGUUUCAAGGAGCUUUGUGCCAAUUACCAAGGAAGGACGUCCGGCCUUUGUCUUUUUUUUUUCUCUCUUGGCGAAUUAUGCAAGGAAUAAAGUUUUGAGUGUAUGUGGAAAGAACGUUUGACUCGUUGAAGCGUAUGCAUAUUUUAACAUACAAACUGAUUCACAUCGAAAAGAACCUGCUGGCGAGUGUUGUAAGCAAAUAACUAGUCCCUUUUGUUGGCUAUGAGAGUGAGGAAAAAUAAAAACACGUUUCCGAGAAUAA